Messenger RNA from Paramuricea clavata, 5267 nucleotides. The record is from the annotation of a GenBank genome assembly. NCBI's taxonomy places the organism in Eukaryota, Metazoa, Cnidaria, Anthozoa, Malacalcyonacea, Plexauridae.
AUGCUUUUUGGAAAUAAGGUAUGUAUUAAGUUACAAAAAGGUUUUGUAGGUGGGAAUUUCAAAUGUGAGUUUUGCAACUCGGUGCAACUCUAUUCAAAAUUUCAAAAUGAAACUAAAACGUAAACUUCUUCAACAGCAUUUCAAUGCUUUCUCGUUUAUUAUAUUUUACAUAAAAUCCAGGCAGAUAAGUCGAACGAAAGAGUCGUCAAAAAGGAGGAGGGAGAACGGCUAGCACAGGUGAGUCAAAUAAAUUAAUUUGAAUCUUGUGCUAAUUCCUUGUUAAUGUGUAAUUUUGCUAAUACAAUGACAUCAGGGGCGGAUCUACCAUGGGAGUGUACUGUUGGGUUAGUAACGUGCAGACUGCAGAGGAGUGUGGGCAGUAAAGGCCCUGUUACACGGUUCCCUUUUUUUCAUGCAACUUGUCUCGCAAUGGCGUUACGAGACAAGUUGCACGAGUCAUUGCAUCGUUUAACAUGCCUUGCAAUGGUCAAAAUCUUUGCGACACAAGUUGCAUGAAGCAUUGCACAGAGUAGAAGUCGGUUCUACUUUUGGCAACGAUUGCACUAAUUAUUUUUAGCAUUGCAGCGUGUAACAUGGCUUCGUGCAACUUGUCUCGCAAUAUUUUAAUAUAGCUUGGAGAGUUCCUAUUGGCUCUCCCCAGUACACGCUUUACUUUAAUUAAACUCUUUGCAUGCCUCUGUCCCCUAUCGUUGCGAGUUGCAUGAAAAUCAUUGCAGCGUGUAACACCUCUUGCAAUGCAUUUAUCAAAAUCUUUUUUUAAACAUUGCGAGACAAGUUGCAUGAAAAAUUGCACCGUGUAACAGGGUCUUACGCCAUGGAGAACCUACACCCCUCCUUGCAGAUGAAGAUAGUUCUGCUGCUGAAUGACACUCUUUUUCUCUAGGAAAACAAUGUUGCGUUCAUGGAAACAAGUGCUAAAACUGGAAUGAAUGUUGACUUGGCUUUUAUGGCUAUUGCUAGGUAAACUAAUUUUCAAUCCAUUUGAUGUAAAUAUUUGUUAAGUAUCUAUCGAUAAUCUUUUCUGCCCAUGUAUGUCUGUUUGUCUCUUUCUAUCUGUGUGUGUUUGUGUGUAGGAUAACUUAAAAAAAUAAGUAUUAAUACUGCACAUGUGGUAAUACUAAUGGACAUUUUUUAAGGACGAAUUCGUGAUUCCCCUUAUUACGUUUUCGUAGCACUUUGCAUUGUGGUUAUAGUGGUAUCACUGAUAUUCAAGAUGGCUUAUUUUUUGUCCUGACCAGUGCAAGAACUUUAAAAAAAAGCUGGGGUCAGUUGCGCGAUAGCCACAGCAAAAUAUUCGCGAAAACAUUCAAUAUUUUCAUUCGAGGCCGCUAUCUUUAUCAGUGAUACCACUAUAACCACAAUGCAAAGCGCUACGAAAACGUAAUAUGGGGAAUCACGAAUAGACCUUUCCCCUUUUGAGUCAAAUUUUGAUCUAGACUAGCCUGGACAAAAAUUUCAUCACAGCUUGAAAGAGCAUCACAAAAUUAAUAAUAUUCCGAAGUUUCGUUGCGAAAUGUUGUAAAAUGCGGAUAAUAUAGCCUUGCGAAGUUUUUUAGAAGACCGUUUUGUUUCUUGAAGACCGUUUUUUAGUCAUUUUGUAUUACAAAUGGGAAAUUGAUAAUCAGUUCGAUCAUCUGAUUAUCAAUUUCCCGUUUGUAAUGCAAAAUGACUGAAAAAUGGCAAAAUUCGCAAGGCUAUAUUAUCCGCAUUUUACAACAUUUCGCAACGAAACUUCGGAAUAUUACUAAUUUUGUGAUGCUCUUUCAAGCUGUGAUGAAAUUUUUGUCCAGACUUGUCUAGAUAAAAAUUUCACUCAAAAGGGGAAAGGUCUAUUGAGCAAGUUUCGGUUAAAUUGAAAAUCUCCGUGUGUCCUCUGCACACGCAAAAACGAACACGUUAUAACAAACCUGCAGCAGACUUGUAGCAAUGCUGUUCCAACAACUAGUCAACAGGAUGUGUUCGCACUGCUCGCUCCCAGCUUGGUUGGCAAGUUGUCAACGGCUUGUUGACAAGGUUGCUACAAGGUUGUUGUGCUCAGCAGACUUGUUACAAGUUGUUCCAACAACUUGUUAUCGUCCUGCAAUUCAACAAUUUGUCAACAAGUUGUGAGUGACAACCUUGUUGCAACUUGAUAAAAUAACAACAUUGCUACAACUUAUUGACAAGCUUGCUACAAGCCUGUUGCGAACACAUCUUAUUGACACGUGAGAUUUUUACGUGUGUUGUUUGCCAUCUGUAAUUUCUAAUUGAUUUUAGAGAACUGACGUUUCAACAUAAACAAGCGAAUGAUUCAUCAAAGUUCGAUAUGAAGAAAUACGUGAGCGAUAAAAGAGAGGGGCAAGGAUGUUGUUAAUAUUGUCGCUCAUUGCAGUUUAAAACUCACUGGAGUGUACAAAUAAUAUGUAGAAGGCCAAAAAACGGAUCCGGACUCCAGUCUCCAGUCCGGAGUCCAAGGCUCACAGUCCAGAUAUUAGUAUGUCUUUUGCCUGGUUGAGGAAAAAACAACAGGACUCAUAAUACUGGACUCAUGAUUUUUUGGACUGGAGACUGGAAUCUGGAUCCGCAAUUUCAGACUGCACCGUAACUGCACUCCGAGUUUCUGGGUGUUCGGCUACAACACCAAAAUGGUACAAUCAUUGCAGCUCUGUAGACACUGAUUUAGUGUUAAAUGUUAACACCAUUUUUGUUUUAUGAAAUACCAAAUCUUUACCCAAUAAGUAUAUUGUAUACAAAUAUGUUUAUGCGUGCAAUGGUCAAAAUCUUUUCAUGAGGUGAAAGAUGAAAUUUUCCAUUCCACCAGGCGAUGGCCGAGUGAAAAUAUUUUUACUAUUUCACGAUUGAAAACAUUUGUUUUUAUGACACCAAAAUAAAUCAAUCGAUCUCUCAAUUCCAUCGGCCUCGUUACGAAAAUUUGGUUUACAUGAGCUACGAUUAGGAUACGAUUAAGAUUUUGACAGGUGGAUCGAACGCAUUCCAUUGCACGCUCAAAAUGGUAAUUUUUUAUUUCAUAUCAUGUGAUCAUAAUCAGCCGAUUAAAUUACCAGAAUUUAAUGAGGUGUUAUAUAAAAAACAACUAUACUUAUUGGAUGUAAGUAAUACGAUUGCUCAGUGUAUUUGGUAGUUGCAUCCCUACCAACGAAAGCUUAUUAAUAUUUGGUGUUUCCCUAACACAAAAAUGAUGCCAACAUUUACACUACACACGUCUCACAACUUGUCAACAAGAUGUGUUCGCAACAUGCUCGUGGCAAGCUUGCCAACAAGUUGUAACAAUGUUGUUAUUUUAUCAAGUUGCUACAAGAUUGUCACUCACAACUUGUUGACAAAUUGUUGAACUGCAGGACGAUAACAAGUUGUUGGAACAACUUGUAACAAGUCUGUUGAGCUCAACAAUCUUGUAGCAAGUUGUCAACAAGCCGUUGACAACUCGUCAACAAGCUGGGAACAAGCAGUGCGAACACAUCCUGUUGAGAAGUUGUUGGAACAGCAUUGCUACAAGUCUAUGCAGGUUUGUUACAACUUGUGCGUUUUUACGUGUGUAGGUCGAUGUCUGCAGAGCCGCAGCGAUUACACCAUUUUGGUAUUGUAGCCGAACACCCGGAAAUUUAAAAUGUGAUCAUCACGCACAGAUCUAAUGAUCGAACUGCGACAUGUUAUCAUGUGUUAAUUAAUACGUCAAUGUGUUUUGUUUUUGCUUUUAUAAAGAUCCGGUUUCUAGCUGUCAAAUGACACCUUCAUGGUGUGAUUACGAUAAAAAAUCACCAAAUGCGAUCUGAUAGUUUGAAUUCGCAUAUUUCCACCUUUGGGAUUUAGAUGUUCUUCCAAUUUUCGAACAUUUGCCCAAAUGUUUGUUGCCCAUUUGGGAAACGUAUGUCAUUGCGAGUCCAGUCUGCAAGCUUCCCAGCCCUAGCGCAGGUAAAAGACCCUGGCUUGCGAGGUUGCAAGCUUCCAGUGUUGUUUGAUGUAAAAUUGCGGGUAAAAUUUGUUUCACAAUAUGAUACUUGUAUACAUGCGUUGCGCCAUAUUUACUCAAGGGUCUUCAAUUUGGAUCCCAAAUGAGAAUAAUUUCACUGCUCAGACAAUACUAUAGCCCGGUUUAGAUGCAAUUUCCAAAUGCGAUUUCGAGCGGCAUUUUUAAAUCGGAUUGUAUGUGGCUAUUUUUGAUCGCAAUGAUACACGAAAGGUAGCAUUCGAUAGCAAAAAGCCUGGUCUUUAUUGGUAUGAAAAAAAGAAAAUGAGUAAACGUAAUAAUUAACACACGAUAAACUGUCAAAUUUUGAUUACCUUCUUAUUCACACUGUUUAUCGGUUAUAUAUGAUCGUUAACAGAUUAGGUUCAUUGCGUCGUUGGUUCGAGGGAUGGGAAAUUAUGAAACAAACAAAUGUCCAUUACACAGGAAAAGAUUUUAAAUUUCCAUUAAUGGUUUUUGAAUGGUUUCUCAAGAUUUACCAUGUAUACUAUCAAUGUAAAAACCAUUAUUGGUUAUUAAAGAUUUCAUUUCCCAUUUGGUAAAUUAGUAAAACCAUGAUGUUUAAAGUGGAAGUCAAGUCCGUAAUGUAAACAGACGGUUUGUUUACAUUUUGAACUGCUGUAUUUUUUAAAAUAUGAUGUACUGUCUGAAUAUCUAACACCAUUUUGGUUCGCUAUGCUUCUACAUGUAUAUGACAUAGAGUUUAUGCUCAGAAAAAUUCGAAACAUUCGAAAUUUGGGCAAUGUUUACAUGAGAGGGUCCUCACAUUGUUAUGAGCAGAACCGAUGCGCAGAACGGACUUGACUUCCACUUUAAUAUUUACCAUUAAUGGUAUUUUCCUGGUAAAUAUUAAACAUCAUGGUUUUUACCUAUUUACCAUAUAGAUGGAAAAUCUAUAAUAACCAACAAUGGCAGGAGUUCAGUUUUUACAUUCAAAAAUCCAUUAAUGGAAAUUUAAUUUUUUUCUGUGCUUGUACUGUCACUCAAAGAAAACGCACGGACGAUUGUUCACAUAUAAUGGGAUAAUGGGGGGAAACAAGGGACAACUGAGCGUUUGUUAUAGUAAUAUUUAUCAAACUUUGCAUAUGUACUAAAUCUGCUAUAAUUCAUUGUAUUUAAAUUUCAUAGAUGUAUAUUUAAUUGACAUUCCAAAUAAGUAUUGAUUGAGAUGAAUGGCUUUAUGGCCAAGAAUAAGCAAUAAAUGAAGACUAGUGGGAAGGUAUUCUGACUCAGAAACAUUUAUUUAUUACCAUUUUUAUGUGGCUUUCUAUCACGUACA